GUCUUCCUCGCGUUCUUCAGCUCAUCACAGGACGACUGAAGCUCCAGACGUCAGUAUCAGGUGGUCUUAAUCUUCAUCAUCUACAUCAUCUCAUUGCCUUCACCAUGAAGACUGUGGCUGCCCUUCUUUGUGCCGUGAUGGCUCUGACUAUAGCUGCUGCUCUCGCAGAGGAACAGCCUGGACAAGAACCAACAGGUGAGCUUCAGCUGGUCAAGAGGUCUUGUCACAACCGUUGGACUCGCUGCAACGGUCGCUGGUUCCGCUACAUUCCAACAGCGAUGACGUGGGCUCAUGCUGAGAGAAACUGUCUUGCCCUGGGUGGACACCUCGCGUCUGUUCACAACCUCCGGGAGUACCGGACCAUCCAGAUAAUCAUCUUCAAAUCCAGUUUUCACCAUCAUGUGACAUGGAUUGGAGGCUCUGAUGCAAAAUCGGAGAAGAAAUGGGUCUGGAGUGAUGGGACUUGUUUUGACUACACCAACUGGGCCUGUGGAGAGCCGAACAACCAUUGCAACCAACAGCAUUGCCUUCAAAUGAACUUUGGAGGUCAAAAGGCCUGGGAUGACGUGCAGUGCUGGAGUAAACGUCCAUCUGUCUGUGCCAAGUGAACCUGAUCCCUGGACUGAUAGCGAGUUCAUUAAGAAUAAGGGAGUGCAAGCUUUCAAAUACAUGUGAUUGUAUUCAUAUCUAUUCUUUUCUUUUCUAUCGCUGUAACGCUACAUAAGGAACAAUACGACAGGUGACACAAGCUGGAUGGUGUUUGAGGCCUUGAGCCUCAACAAGAGUGGUUUAUGCAAAGAAUGCUUAUAGCACAUCCUCACAUGUAUUCUACAUGAAUAACCUUUCUUUCUUUAUGCAUUAAUAAAAAGCUCAAGCAUUGAAACAA
Molecule: messenger RNA, 886 nt
Organism: Pungitius pungitius (ninespine stickleback)
Lineage: Eukaryota; Metazoa; Chordata; Actinopteri; Perciformes; Gasterosteidae
Product: ladderlectin-like
Exons: 7
Coding region: 105-608 (167 amino acids)
Molecular function (GO): signaling receptor activity
Source: RefSeq, a predicted model, not a curated record